This is a messenger RNA of Coregonus sp. 'balchen', 2307 nucleotides long. The record is from the annotation of a GenBank genome assembly. Lineage: Eukaryota; Metazoa; Chordata; Actinopteri; Salmoniformes; Salmonidae.
AUGUCAGACUUGGACACUGCGAUCCAGGAGAAGGCCAUGAAGGUGGACAUGGACAUCUGCAGACGCAUUGACAUCACGGCCAAACUUUGUGACGUGGCUCAGCAACGCAACUCAGAAGACAUGAGCAAGAUGUUCAACAUGAGCCCACACAUGAGCCCCUCCAGAGCACCCCCAGAGAGCAAGGUAACUGGAUCGCUUUUCAUAUGUACCUCAUGUGAAAAAUGGGACACAAAUGUCCAUGAAAUGUUUUCUCCACACACAUACACGCACACAUUUCCCCUCCCGUUCACACACAGCUGACUAGUGUGUGGUGUGUGUGGUUUCACAGGGGGCUGCAUCUUGCAGGAGGAAAGAGUGUAAGGCUGUGAAUGAGGAGAGGAGUCCUGAGAUUGAAGCUGAGUCUGGGGGUGGGGAGGAGGAUGAAGAGGAGGAGAAGGAGAAGGUCGUAGAGGCACUCAACAUCACAGACGAGAUGAAACGCAUGCUCAAUCAGCUGUGAGUGGCCCAACCUUUGUUUGACCUGUGUUAUGUAACUUCUUGUUUAGCCUAAAUUGCUAAUGAGUGCUAGCUGAAGGACUAGGGUCGAUAUGUUAUCCAACUAACUGUGUUGUUUGAGCCAUACGAUCUCAUUCUGUGAAUUAAAUCCCCACUGUAGUCUGUCUCGUUAGAUAGCAUCUCAUAGUCCGUUUCAUGUGUGCUUUGUUACUUUGUCAUGUUUUCAUCUCUGUCAGUCACUGUCUCUGUUGUUUUCUCUCUUCCCUGUCCUCUUCAUUUGAAAACCCUUUUAAAAUGUGCACGCCUUUCCGUUUGGUUUUGGUUUUCCCCAUUUUUUUGUCUUCUCUCUUUUCUCCCCUCCCUUUCCACCUCCAUGUCUCCUCUCUUUUUCUCUGUCCCUCCCUCUCCCCUCUUCUCCCUCCCUUUCUUGUAUGCAGAACUUGCUCAGAUGAUAAUUCCUUUGUCACCAGGAGGGAGACGUUUGACUUUGAUGACGACUGUGACAGCCUGGCUUGGGAGGAGAAUGAGGAGACACUGCUCCUCUGGGAGGACUUUGCCAACUACAACACCCCCUGUGCUGCAGCCAGUGCUACUGCAGGUGCCUGCACUGCAGCAGAAGGACAGGGGGAGGGCCCUGGGCAGGUUAGUGUUGGCCCCUACUGCUCAUCCAAAAGCAGUGUCAGAUACAGGUAACUGCCCAAAUAAAGGAAACACCAACAUAAAGCGUUUUAAUAGGGCGUUGAGCCGCCAGAACAGCUUCAAUGCGCAUAAAUUCUACAACUGUCUUCCACAAGAAAUUCCAUAAUUUGUUGGUGGUUUCAGGUGCCGCUCCAGAAUCUCCCAUAAGUGUUUAAUUGGGUUGAGAUCUGGUGACUGACACAAACACAGACACACACACAGACACAGACAUUUGAAACCCCUCUUUCAAAGUCACUGAGAUCUUUUCUAAGUCAUGGUAGCCAAAAUAAUGGGCAACUGGGCAUUUGUAUACAUGGCCCUAAGCAUGAUGGGAUGUUAAUUGCUUAAUUAACUCAGGAACCACACCUGUGUGGAAGCACCUGCUUUCAAUAUACAGUGUACUUCGUAUCCCUCAUUUACUCAAGUGUUUCCUUUAUUUUUGGCAGUUACCUGUAUGUCUCUGUUGAUUAUUUUUUUAGGCCUUCCCUCUGUAUCUCCUCAUGCUGUUAUGCUGUAAGGCAUUUAGUCUGAGUGGCCUCAGAAACUGUUAAGGAAUAUGUGUAAAAUACAAUUGUGUAAUUAUUUAUUUGAAUUGAUUGUUUGUCUAAUUGUGUGUUGGUGUGUAUUGCUAGAUUGUGUGUUUGACCGAUCCCACUGGGCAAAAACUGGUUGAAUCAACAUUGUUUCCACGUUAUUUCAACCAAAAAAGUCAAUGUGAUGGCGUUGAAUCAAUGUGGAAAACUGAUUGGAUUUGAAAAAAGUAAUCACGUAUGGGAAUUCCAUCUUUUUUUAAACCAAACUUUUAACCUAAAUCCAAUGACAUGGUGAAAUGUUUUGUUGAUUUCACGUUGAAUUCAUGUUAGUUGACAACUCAACCAAAUGUAAAUCAAAACUAGACGUUGAACUGACGUCUGUGCCCAGUGGUAUGUUUAUUUACCUCAUCUGUCCAUCUACAUUUUACGACUGUACGAAUGUAAAUUGUGUGAAAGUGUUUAUUAUAAAUAACGGUGUCUCCAAGCUGCAAAGUAAAGUCUACUACUGCACUUUGAACGUUGCUACAGUACACAGUUUAUAUGGGUCUGUUGGGGAUUGUUAGGCCUCUCAGGAUGGCAGUUUGGGCAGCCUGAUCGAUGA